Messenger RNA from Vespula pensylvanica (western yellowjacket), 1511 nucleotides. RefSeq names its product late embryogenesis abundant protein, group 3-like. The record is from RefSeq and is a predicted model, not a curated record. The transcript has a single exon. Lineage: Eukaryota; Metazoa; Arthropoda; Insecta; Hymenoptera; Vespidae. Bases 1 to 933 code for a protein of 310 amino acids.
AUGAAGACCCUCGCAUUGAUGUUGGCAUUGAUAUGUGCGGUCCAAUGUGGUCCAGCUAAAACAAAGAAACAAGUACGCGAACGAGAAGCGGAUAGUUAUGAGUACGCUUACGCAGCUCCAGAAUCAGUGUUAUUAGAUUCUCAUCUCUUACAAGUAGAUUCAGUGGCUGUGCCCAGUGGUACUCACUUAUCAGAACACCGUCCAUCUCGGCCAGGUUAUAGCGUGGGUGGUCCUUUGGCAAGUAUCGCUCAAGGUGCAGCUGAACAGGCUCACACGCAAUUAGGAAAUCAACAUUCAGCGGCUGGACAGGCAGCUUUCGUGGCUAAGAACACGUUGGCUCAGGCAGCGGCACAGUCAGCUGCAACAGCAGCAGCAGCUUUAGCAGGCAAACAGAUCAUCGUGAUGGGUCUCGAACAACAAUCGAGAGAUGCUCACGUUGCCGUCGAUGGUGAAAAACUUCAACUACAACAAGCCCAACGUGCUGCUACGGCUGCACAAAAUACUGCUCAACAAGCGAUGCAUCAGGUCCAAGUAAUUACUGCAGCUUUGAACGCUGCUCAAGCUACUGCUGAUCACGCUAGUCAGGCUGCAGCCGAAGCUCAAGCUGAAUUAGCUGCUCAAACUACUAUGGUUGGUCAGGCCAAGGCUCGUGCAGAAACAAUCGAGGAACAACUCAAUGCAGCUCGUGUCGAUUUCGAAGCAACCCAAGCAGCCGCUCAAAAAGCUGCAAACGCUGCAUCAGCCGCCCAAUCGAAUGCUGCUGCUGCAGCAGCUCACGCCGCAAAUGCUGCUGCUGCUAACGUUGCAGCUGCCUCAGCUAACAGUCAUUCCAGCGGUGCUCAUGGUAGUCUUGUUGCUCACUUAGGCGAACCCCUUACGAACGCUGUACCCGUUGAUGCAUAUGAUUACAAAUCUGCGGUUUAUCAUUAUUGAUGAUUAUUUUCAAUUUUAGUUCUUCGACCUAUACUUUUCCUCGUGUCCCGUACUCGAACUUUCAACUUUCUUUUUAUUUUUUAUUUCUUACGUCUUCUCAUUAUAUGUAAAGGUCGAGCAUCGUCACGAGUUGACUUCAUCGAGUUUUCAUGCUAUCGUUAGAGUUUAUCUAUUUAAAAUUUAUAUUGGGAACAAUAUCGAUUUAAAUGCAUUUUUAAUGCGAUCGAUCGAAACUUAAAACGAUAGAACGUUAUCGCAGCAGGAAAUUUUUGAAUCGAAAGGAUCGCCUUUGAAAAAAUAAAAAUUUUCGAUCCGUCUUGAAGUUAUUAAUUUUUUAUUAUUCAAUGUAAACUAAAAAAUUGCCUUCAUAUUCCAUUUCUUGUAUUACCUUUUAUUUUAUCAAUGAAUUUUACUUGCUACAUUUCUUUCGUCGAAAAUUCUUUUUUGUGUCAUUUACUUUUUUUCGUGCUGAUUCAUAUGAAAAUGCAAUUGAAUGUUGUUAUCAUUUUAACAUUUUUCUAUCAUUAAAACUGUGACUUAUUUAAGUUAUAAAGUUAUUAUUAAAAAGGACCUCAUAA